This is a messenger RNA of Syngnathus acus (greater pipefish), 2922 nucleotides long. RefSeq names its product K(lysine) acetyltransferase 2B (gene kat2b). Gene Ontology annotation, cellular component: nucleus; histone acetyltransferase complex. Gene Ontology annotation, biological process: chromatin remodeling; positive regulation of transcription by RNA polymerase II. The coding region runs from base 178 to 2559 and encodes 793 amino acids. The transcript is spliced from 18 exons. Lineage: Eukaryota; Metazoa; Chordata; Actinopteri; Syngnathiformes; Syngnathidae. Gene Ontology annotation, molecular function: histone H3 acetyltransferase activity; protein binding. The record is from RefSeq and is a predicted model, not a curated record.
GCGCUCUCGACAUGGAAAAGAAUGACGAGCGCCAUGUCUGAUCCUCCGCUGGCGGACUAGGGCGGACGGCGGCGAGAGAGGCGCUCGGUCCCCGGUGGACGACCACCGGCACCGGGGGGAGGAGGGGGUGGACGAGGCGGGCGGGGGCGUCGCUCCCCCUCCGUCGGGAUCGGCACUAUGGCCGACAACGCAGGGAUUCAGCAGGGCUCGCCGGCCAUCGGCGCCGCGGGCUCAACUCCCGCCGCUCCGGGCCCGGGGGGCGCCGAGGGCUCCGGGGCCGCCGGAGGCUCCGCGCGGAUCAGCGUCAAGAAGGCGCAGCUCGGCACGUCGCCUCGCCACAAGAAGCUUGAGAAGCUCGGAAUCUAUUCGUCCUGCAAGGCAGAGGGCGCGUGCAAGUGCAACGGCUGGAAGAGUCGGAACCCGCCAGUCACGCCGCCACGCAACGAGCAGCAUCCCGCCGCCGGCAACCUGCACCAGCCCUGCCGCAGCUGUUCGCACGCUUUGGGGGAUCACGUGAGCCACCUAGAGCACGUCCCUGAAGACGAGAUAAAUCGUCUGCUGGGUUUGGUGCUGGACGUGGAGUACUUGUACACGUGCGUGCACAAGGAGGAGGACGCUGACACCAAGCAGGUCUACUUCUCCCUCUUCAAACUCCUGAGGAAAUGCAUCCUCCAAAUGGGCAAGCCCAUGCUGGAAGCGCAGGAGACUCCGCCUUUCGAGAGACCCAGCAUCGAGCAGGGCGUCAACAAUUUUGUCCAGUACAAAUUCAGCCACCUGCCGUCCAAAGAGCAUCAGACCAUUGUUGAGCUGGCCAAGAUGUUCCUCAAGCAGAUCAACUGCUGGCAGCUGGAGACGCCGUCGCAGAGGCGCCAGAGACUCUCCAACGACGAUGCGGCCGGAUACAAGGCCAAUUACACCAGGUGGCUGUGCUACAGCAACGUGCCUCGCUUCUGCGACAGCCUGCCGCGCCACGAGACCACACAGAUCUUCGGCCGCACGCUGCUGCGCUCCGUCUUCACCGUCAUGCGCAAGCAGCUGCUGGAGCAGGCCAGGCAGGAGAAGGACAAGCUGCCACCGGAGAAGAGGACGCUCAUCCUCACGCACUUUCCCAAGUUCCUGUCCAUGCUGGAGGAGGAGGUCUACAGCCACAGCUCCCCCAUCUGGAACCAAGACUUCUCGUCAGGGGCCCCCGGGGCUCAAAUUGCCGCCCAUACCGUCGUCAGUGCGCCCCCGGUGGCCAGGCCGUUGUACUACAGCAUCAGCCCCACGUCGUGCGUGGACCUUUCGAGCGACGCCAUUAGUCCUGCCAGGAAAACACAGACAGUUCUGGAGCCAAGUCCCGCAGUUGGUGAGAAGCGCAAGCUCUCAGAACCCCUCCCCCAAGAGGAGAACAAGAGGCCCAGAGUGGUGGGAGACAUCCCCAUGGAGCUCAUCAACGAGGUGAUGGCCACCAUCGCGGACCCCACCGUCCCAGAGCAGACGGGCCUGCUGUCGGCCCACUCAGCGCGCGACGAAGCGGCCCGCCUGGAGGAGCGGCGAGGCGUGAUCGAGUUCCACGUCAUCGGCAACUCGCUGCACCAGAAGCCCAACAAGAGGAUUCUCAUGUGGCUGGUGGGCCUGCAGAACGUCUUCUCGCACCAGCUGCCACGCAUGCCCAAGGAGUACAUCACGCGCCUCGUCUUUGACCCGAAGCACAAGACGCUGGCGCUGAUCAAGGACGGCCGCGUGAUCGGCGGAAUCUGCUUUCGGAUGUUUCCAUCCCAAGGCUUCACCGAAAUUGUUUUCUGUGCCGUCAGCUCCAACGAGCAGGUCAAGGGGUACGGCACCCACCUGAUGAACCACCUGAAGGAGUAUCACAUCAAGCACCGCAUCCUCAACUUCCUCACCUACGCCGACGAAUACGCCAUCGGAUACUUCAAGAAGCAGGGCUUCUCCAAGGACAUAAAGGUGCCUAAGGCCAAGUACGUGGGCUACAUCAAGGACUACGAGGGAGCCACGCUCAUGGGCUGCGAGCUCAACCCCAGCAUUCCCUACACUGAGUUCUCCGUCAUCAUCAAGAAGCAAAAAGAGAUCAUCAGGAAGCUGAUCGAGAGGAAGCAGGUCCAGAUCCGCAAGGUCUACCCGGGCCUUUCCUGCUUCAAGGACGGCGUCAGGCAGAUUCCCAUCGAGAGCAUCCCCGGCAUCCGUGAAACUGGUUGGAAGCCGCCGGCCAGAGGGAAGGACGUGAAGGACGCCGAGCAGCUGUACGGCGCGCUCAAGAACAUCCUGCAGCACGUCAAGAGUCACCAGAAUGCUUGGCCCUUCAUGGAGCCGGUCAAGAAGACGGAGGCGCCGGGCUACUACCAAGUCAUCCGCUUCCCUAUGGACCUGAAGACCAUGAGCGAGCGGCUCAAGAGUCGCUACUACACCACGCGCAAGCUCUUCAUGGCCGACAUGCAGCGCGUCUUCACCAACUGCCGCGAGUACAACCCGCCCGAGAGCGAGUACUACAAGUGCGCCAACCUCCUAGAGAAGUUCUUCUACAACAAGAUCAAGGAGGCUGGCCUCAUCGACAAGUAGGCAGUCCUGCCAAAACACGGCGGCGAGUGGGCAGGCGGUUUGGCUCUUCCCCUUUCAUGUAGGGCCGCCGUGCGACUAUCACAAACUGCACUUUUUCUUCCAUUAGCUCGAGCAUUAUGCUUUCUCGACAGUUUGACUGCUGUUUAACCAAUUCAAGUAAGUCUUAAUUUAUUUUCUCUUUGUGCUGCAGCUAGAGAUUGACAACUUUAUACUUUGUGCAAUACUGUGUUGUUUCUCUGUUUUGUAUUAAGGAAGGCAAAAGGCAUUUUUCUAAGAGGCGCUCUUUGUACAGUUUGGUUUUAAUGACGGCAGUAUUAGUUGCUUUUUUUAGACGGAAUUAAAUGAAAAGGCUUCUUGAAAAGA